Chelonia mydas (Green sea turtle) is the source of this 6780-nucleotide messenger RNA. It is a transcript of the gene PHEX, whose product is annotated as phosphate regulating endopeptidase homolog X-linked. The transcript has 22 exons. Gene Ontology annotation, biological process: protein processing. The record is from RefSeq and is a predicted model, not a curated record. NCBI's taxonomy places the organism in Eukaryota, Metazoa, Chordata, Testudines, Cheloniidae. Gene Ontology annotation, cellular component: plasma membrane. The coding region runs from base 820 to 3075 and encodes 751 amino acids. Gene Ontology annotation, molecular function: metalloendopeptidase activity.
AGCAGAAGUGUUUCGUUCAUAAGCACAGUGUCUUUUACUAACAUACACAGCAGCACCACAGGACCUAGAAUAUGGCUUGUCUGAAAUUUAAAAAAAGAGAGAGAACUCUUCUGUAGGUUGUCUUAAUUACUGCUUUGCACUGCAACUGAGCAUGACUAUGAUUUUUGGCACAUAGUAUCAUAUUCAAAGUUCCCAAAAUAAAAUACUACAGGAUAUCCCAAAACCCCCUAGGAAACUUUAUAAAGGGAUUUGUACGCUUGAGAGGAUGUCUUUUCUGAUGAAGACAAAUGAUGCAGCAAGGAUGAUUAAAGAAAAAGGAAUUCUGUUCAGCAGAUAAUUAGGUUCUUUAAAUAGGUACAAGAAAAACCACUCCACCAAUUUUAGUGUUAGAAAACGUUUGCUAGAAAUUUAGUUUUGAUAGUAAAGGGUUUUAUCGCUAUAUGUUUGAGUAGCUAAAAUAUCUGUUCAGCACUAUUGUGAAAUAUUCAUGUUCUGAACAGAUAAAAGAGAUUAUGAAGCGAUUGGUUCAUACAGAUUUUGCAGACAGCAAGAGCUGUAAAUAAAGUAGUCACUGUUUGUCAUCCCAAGUCCUGGUCAGAGGAAAAUUUAAGACAGCCAGUGUUUCUUGUGUGUGUUUUUUCUUUUUGAGAUAGAGUGUGGGCUAGGAAAUGGUUCAUGACAGGAACUUUAAGUUGUAAAUAAGAAAGUGACAGAAAAGACAGAGCUUAUAAAGAGGGUUUGUGACUAGCUGAAAUGCUGGCAAACCAGCAGUAAAAAGAAAACAAGAUUUCUUCUAGAGUGCGUUCUAAAAUCAUUCUAAUGGAAGGAGAGGCAAUGGGGAAUUCGGCGCCAGUCGCAAAGAGGACUGCCAGCAAAGCCAUUCGGAUUGCCCUUGGCGUACUCAUAAGUGGUAUUAUAGUGCUUGGCAUUGCACUUUUUCUAGUUAGCCAAGGUCUUAUAAACCUUCAUCCUAAGCAACAGUAUUGCUUGACUUCAGAAUGCGUUGAAGCUGCUGCCUCCAUCUUAAGUAAAAUAAACCAGUCUGUGGAUCCCUGUGAGAAUUUUUUUCGGUUUGCCUGUGAUGGCUGGACAUCUAAUAAUCCCAUUCCUGAAGACUCGUCAAACUAUGGAGUUUAUCCUUGGCUGAGGCACAAUGUGGACCUCAAGUUGAAAGCACUGCUACAGAAACCUAUCAGCAAGAGACGGGACAGUGAAGCUGUACAGAAAGCCAAAAUCCUUUACUCAUCGUGUAUGAAUGAGAAUAAAAUUGAAAAAGUGGAUGCAAAGCCACUAUUAAAUAUACUGAAGAAUUCGCUGUUCCGUUGGCCUGUGCUGGAAUCUAACAUUGGACCUGAAGGACAAUGGUCAGAAAGGAAGUUCAGCAUGCUCCAGACCCUUGCAAGUUUUCGUGGCCAGUAUAGUAACUCGGUCUUCAUCCGUUUGUAUGUGGCUCCUGAUGACAAAACCUCCAAUAAACACAUCUUAAAGCUGGACCAAGCAACCCUGUCUCUAACAGCACGGGAAGAUUACCUUGAUAAUACCACAGAAGCUAAAUCUUACAGAGAAGCCUUUUUGCAGUUCAUGGUUGAUACUGCAGUGCUUUUGGGUGCUAAUGCCUCACGGGCAGAGUCUGAUAUGAAGUUAGUUCUGAAACUGGAAAUUAAAAUAGCUGAGAUAAUGAUUCCACAGGAGAAUCGAACCAGUGAGACUAUGUACAAUAAAAUGAACUUAUCUGAACUUAGCACCAUGAUCCCUCAGUUUGACUGGCUGGGAUACAUCAAGAAGGUGAUUGACACUAAACUCUACCCUCACCUUAACAAUAUAGGUCCUUCAGAAAAUGUGAUUGUCCGUGCACCCCAGUACUUCAAAGAUUUGUUCAGGAUACUAGAAAAAGAAAGGAAAAAGACUAUUGCCAACUAUCUGGUAUGGAGGAUGGUUUAUUCAAGAAUAUUUAACCUCAGCCGACGUUUUCAGUAUAGGUGGCUGGAAUUUUCUCGGGUAAUCCAGGGAACCACAUCUUUACUGCCUCAGUGGGAUAAAUGUGUAAACUUUAUAGAAGGAGCACUCCCUUAUGUCCUUGGCAGGAUGUUUGUGGAUGUCCAUUUUCAAGAAGACAAGAGAGAAAUGAUGGCGGAGUUGACUGAAGGGAUUCGCUGGGCUUUUAUCGACAUCUUGGAAAAGGAAAAUGACUGGAUGGAUGCAAGAACAAAAAGGAAAGCUAAUGAAAAGGCAAAAGCGGUUUUGGCAAAAGUGGGUUACCCUGAGUUUAUAAUGAAUGACACGUAUAUUAAUGAAGACAUCAAAACAAUGAAGUUUUCAGAAAAUGACUAUUUUGGCAACGUAUUGCAGACCCGCAAAUAUCUGGCCCAGUCUGACUUCUACUGGCUUAGAAAAGAAGUUCCAAAAACAGAGUGGUUUACUAGUCCAACCACUGUCAACGCUUUCUAUAGUGCAUCGACCAACCAGAUCAGAUUCCCAGCAGGAGAACUCCAAAAGCCUUUCUUUUGGGGGACGGAAUAUCCUAGGUCUUUAAGUUAUGGUGCCAUUGGAGUAAUUGUUGGGCAUGAGUUUACCCAUGGAUUUGAUAAUAAUGGUCGUAAGUAUGACAAGAAUGGAAAUUUAGAUCCCUGGUGGUCCACUGACUCUGAAGAAAAAUUCAAAGAGAAGACAAAAUGCAUGAUUAACCAGUACAAUAACUAUUACUGGAAGAGAGCUGGCUUAAAUAUAAAAGGGAAGAGGACUUUGGCAGAAAACAUUGCAGACAAUGGAGGUUUGCGAGAGGCUUUCAGGGCCUAUAGGAAGUGGAUUGAAGAAAAGAGACAAGGAGCAGAGGAGGCUUUGUUACCAGGCAUUGAAUUCACCCACAAUCAGCUCUUCUUUCUCAGUUACGCUCAUGUGAGAUGCAACUCCUUCAGACCAGAGUCUGCAAGAGAGCAAAUCCAUACUGGAGUUCACAGCCCUCCUCAAUUCAGAGUUAUUGGUGCAAUGAGCAACUUCGAGGAGUUCCGUAAAGCUUUCAAUUGCCCAGUAAAUUCAACCAUGAAUAGAGGUUCAGAAUCCUGUCGGUUAUGGUAGAUGGUCUUUUUAAAUCCAGUGCCAAGAGGUUUUUUUUAUAUAUAUAUAUAUAAACUGCUGUUUCUGAACUUUAACCCACUGCUACAGCUUCAGAGCAACAUUCAGCAAUAUAGAGAGGUUUUAUUUUUUUAAUGCAUCUUCAUCAUCUGGGUGGGUGACCUGCACAGAUCUAAUCAUUGUCUGUUUAUGGUUUGGAAGCCUUAAACAUUGGACAAGAGAAAGGAGAGGAUUCAGGAAAAAAAUUGACACUCCAUGAUUGGAUUGCUGUUGAUGGAUUGCUGCCGUUACUCAUUCCACUUCCUGAUUUAUAGUUUAGCAAGAGGAAAAUGGUAGAAUCCAAUUGUAAUCUAUUGCUUUGCAGGAGGGCUGAGCAAAAUGUUCCCAUACAAAAUUCAGUCCUUCCAGAUUUGUUUAGUUCACGAGAACUGCUACAUAGCCAGCGCUGAUCUCCUGUGCAAUACAGCAUUUUGAUAACAUACGGUGUUAUUGCAUAGCAUGCCAUAAAUGAUUUUGCAUGAUGUUAAGACACUAGAUUUUAUAUCAAUUCAAUUUAAGAAGUCAGAUCAAUGCCUGAGGUUGGAAUAGCUCUUCAUUGUUUCCACCUGCACUGACUAAACACAAAGAUUACUUGUCAAAUCCUGGGCAUUCUUCAUGAGUGCCUUAAUAGCACCAUAUGGCGAAAAUCUACUAGUGGAAAUGGGGCUAGAGCAGGGAAUCCCUGUCACUGGGAAACACUAGAAUAAUUGCAUUAUUAUGUGUAGUCUUGAUUCCUGUUCCUAACAGGCACACAUUUACACACACGGGGUGUAUGUCACCCUUGUAUACAGGGCCUGAACAAGGAAGCUGCACCAUUCACACCUCAUGAAAGCUCCACACACUAUCUAAGUCCCACUUGAGCGCUAUGAGCUAGGGUUUAAUGAGAUGUAAGUGGUACUCCGUGCUAGCGCUAGGCAUUAGCGGACUAACCAAUUGAUCAGGGCCUCGAGCAGCUCAAGAGGGCCCCUUAUUCACUUUAGUAGUAUGCGGUGUGUGUGUUGGAGGGCGGGGGUAGGGAAUAUUCCUGCUUAGGGUCCCCAACCAGAGGGAGGGAUAACUUAGUGGGUUGAGCAUUGGCCUGCUAAACCCAGGGUUGUGAGUUCAAUCCUUGAGGGGGACAUUUAGGGAUCUGAGGCAAAAAUUGGGGAUUGGUCCUGCUUUGAGCAGGGGGUUGGACUAGAUGACCUCCUGAGGUCCCUUCCGACAGUGAUAGUCUAUGAAUGGGCUAUCACCACUUCUGCGUGUACUGGCCCUGUACACAGAGGUGAAAUCCACCUGUAUCCAUUAGGAAAGGGGGAGAAGAGACUCAAGAACUUAGCAUCUACAAUGUUUGGCCUGUUUGCCUCACAAGAGAUAUUCAGAUGCAGAUAACUUUCCAGAUGUGGUAUGUAAUCAGGCAAUUAAGUCCUUCAUCUGAUUUCCAUUGAUAAUGUUCAUAAAAGCAUGUUUUCUAUUGUGGUAAGCUUUAUUAUGAAGUAGUUAGGAAAGAAAAGCAAACAAAAAUAAUCUCUUGCCCAAGGAAAUAUAUAGAAGUGGGUUUUAGGUACACUGUACAGCGCUUAACUGAUUUUUACAUAGAAGAAUAAUUUCACACUGACAGAAGUUUUACUGUAGUAGUUUAAAAAAAAUCUUCCCCUUUAAAUGGUUUGGCUUUUAAAAGAAUAUUAUCAGUAUAAAAACAGGGGGUAGAGGUUACUGAGUAAGGCUGAUUUAAAUUUUUCCAGCAAAAACGGCUUUAGUCAAAAUCCAAUUUUUUAUUGAAUACAAUUUUUCAUUACAGUUGUCUUGUUUUCCGUGCCUCUUAUGAAAGGGGGUGAUACACCGGGGAAAUGUAGUCUGCCCACGAAGCCCAGUCUAUAGAGGAAAAUGGGGGCAUGAGGGACCAGAACUAUGUCUCCCAUGCGGCACUGCAACAGUAUUUCUGAAUCAAAAUAAUUUUUGGGGACAAAAUAUUUCACUAAAAAGUCAAUUUUCUUCAGGAAGCAAAAACCAGUUGCCAACUACCUCUGAGUUCCAUGCCACUGAAGUGCACAGUAGUAAUUUUUUUUCCUGAAGUUAUUUGCCAAAGAUGUCAUUAAGAUGGCCAGUAUUUCUUAUAGGGCCUUUAAUUGCAGAAAUCAGGACUCCUUGUUUGAGUAAGUCCUAUUGAAUUACAUGGAACUACAUGCAUGAUAGAGUUGCUGUUAAGUUACGGUUUUAGUAAAUUGACGGUCGAACACAUUCAUGCUCAGGACACGAAUAUUGACAUUAUUCAAGUUCACUUUGAAUAAGCAGCUUAAAGUUCAGGGGUGAAAUCUUGGCCCCAUUGAAGUCAGUAGGAGUUUUGACACUUACAUAAAUGGGGCCAGGAUUUCACCCCAGAGGCUUAUCUCUCGAGUAUGCAAAAACAGUUUUGCAACAGUCGGUUUUCUUUGCUGCUGGGGAGUCUGGUAAAUUUCUUUUGUUUGCCUAAUGCUCUCAGGAAAGCAGAACAAAAUAAUGAAACGCAUUCUUAGACAUAUGUUAACCAAAGAUAAUUAAAAUCAUAAUAAUGCCUCAUGAAGUCUCUUCUCACUACCACUAUCUGAGUAGUGCCUUUUAUAGCUCUGAUCUGCUUUCCUAUUGUGCCUGUGUAUCACCAGUGUCUUGCUAUAACAAGUGUAAUAUUGUCAGUCCACCAACUAUGUCUAUCCUGCCAAAUGACUUUAUCAAACAUAUUUAGCUCCUGCAGCUUCUAAAUUGCACUUCUGGGUAAGUUUUCGGAGAAUAUUGAAAAAUCGGUGCAUUUCUCUCACCAACAGAUGUUACUAUACUUUCCAGUGCUGGGAAGGAUGGAAGAGGUCCUAUUAGUGUUCUUUUUACUUUAAAUGAAUAUCAUUCUUAAUAUGUUUGUUCGUCCAAUGUUCAAACAUUAGGCUCCAGGUCGGGAUAAGUGGAAAAAAUUGCCAUGUACAAUGCACAUGCGGAAUGUUUUGUAAUGUGUGAAUUUGAAGAGAUUUUCUUUUGUUCCAUGAAAAACAAAAACAAACAUUUUUUUGCAAGUGCACAUUUGGGCUGUGAUCUUUGAAAAGAAUUAGUCCCUGAUCUUGCAAAGACUUGUGCACACCUUAAAUUUUACAUACACUGAGUAGUUCUAUUGAUCUCUCUGGGAUUACUCAGUGUGCAAAGUGAUGCAUGCGCAUUGGCCUUUGCAGGAGCAGGGUGUUAUGUGCACGAGUAGCAUCACACAUGAGCAGUCCCAGUGAAGACACAAUUGUACUAAUCACCCAUGUAAAGUUACUCUGGUGUAUAAGUGAUUGCACUUUGAGCUGGAGUAGAGAAUGGUUGGUUAGUUUAAACCCAACACCUAUAAAAAAUCCAUCUUUCACCUUGCGUGGGUGAACUUUUACAUUCUAAAAUUAGGAAUAAAAUGUAUUUGCUAAAUAUCUGAUUUAUAAAAUAUUUAGAAAGUUAUGUAUAAUUUUUCAUGAAGUAUUGUUCAACUGGUCACGCAUAUCAAAGGUAUAUUAUAUAUUAAAUUACUGUGAAAUAUAUAAUGAUCUCAAAAGAAAUAUCGAAAUCCGAUGACUCAAGAGGCAGAGCCUCUGACUUAAAAAGCCUUUUCUGAUUAUGUUUUUUCAUUUUGCUGGUCAGUCUAUUGUAUUCCCUGUUUUAAGUGCAAUCAAUCAAUAAAAAAGCCAUAUUGAUUAA